Nestor notabilis (Kea) is the source of this 2662-nucleotide messenger RNA. It is a transcript of the gene HSP90B1, whose product is annotated as heat shock protein 90kDa beta (Grp94), member 1. Gene Ontology annotation, molecular function: ATP hydrolysis activity; ATP-dependent protein folding chaperone; ATP binding. Gene Ontology annotation, biological process: protein folding. Lineage: Eukaryota; Metazoa; Chordata; Aves; Psittaciformes; Psittacidae. Bases 196 to 2058 code for a protein of 620 amino acids. The transcript has 16 exons. The record is from RefSeq and is a predicted model, not a curated record.
GUUAGAGCUGAUGAGGUGGACGUAGAGGGGACCGUGGAAGAUGACUUGGGUAAAAGCAGAGAAGGGUCCCGAACAGAUGAUGAAGUUGUGCAGAGAGAGGAGGAAGCUAUCCAACUAGAUGGCCUAAAUGCAUCCCAGAUCAAAGAAAUCCGAGAAAAAUCUGAGAAGUUUGCAUUUCAAGCAGAAGUCAGCAGAAUGAUGAAACUUAUUAUCAAUUCUUUAUAUAAAAAUAAAGAGAUUUUCCUCAGGGAACUUAUUUCAAAUGCUUCGGAUGCUUUAGAUAAGAUACGGUUAAUAUCCUUAACUGAUGAAAAUGCUCUGGCUGGUAAUGAGGAACUUACUGUCAAAAUCAAGUGUGAUAAAGAGAAGAACAUGCUUCAUGUUACAGAUACGGGUAUUGGCAUGACAAAAGAGGAGCUAGUUAAAAACCUGGGUACCAUUGCGAAGUCUGGUACAAGUGAAUUCUUAAACAAGAUGAAUGAAAUGCAGGAUGAUAGCCAGUCAACAUCUGAGUUAAUCGGCCAGUUUGGUGUUGGCUUUUAUUCUGCUUUCUUAGUAGCAGACAGAGUUAUUGUCACAUCAAAACACAACAAUGAUACUCAACAUAUUUGGGAAUCUGAUUCAAAUGAAUUCUCUGUGAUUGAUGACCCAAGAGGAAACACUUUAGGACGUGGCACAACCAUAACCCUUGUUUUGAAGGAAGAAGCAUCUGAUUAUCUUGAGCUGGAUACUGUUAAAAAUCUAGUAAAGAAAUACUCACAGUUCAUUAACUUCCCCAUAUAUGUGUGGAGCAGCAAGACAGAGACUGUUGAAGAACCUAUUGAAGAGGAGGAAGCAAAGGAGAAAGAAGAAACAGAUGAUGAUGAAGCUGCAGUUGAAGAAGAGGAAGAAGAAAAGAAACCAAAGACUAAGAAGGUUGAGAAGACCGUCUGGGAUUGGGAGCUCAUGAAUGACAUAAAACCAAUCUGGCAGAGACCAUCUAAAGAAGUUGAAGAAGAUGAAUACAAAGCUUUUUACAAAACCUUUUCCAAGGAACACGAUGACCCAAUGGCUUACAUCCACUUUACUGCUGAAGGGGAAGUGACUUUCAAAUCUAUCUUGUUUGUUCCUAAUUCUGCUCCACGUGGCCUGUUUGAUGAAUACGGAUCCAAAAAAAGUGAUUUCAUUAAGCUGUACGUUCGAAGAGUGUUCAUCACUGAUGACUUCCAUGACAUGAUGCCUAAGUAUCUUAACUUUGUUAAGGGUGUUGUGGAUUCUGAUGAUCUUCCUUUGAAUGUAUCUCGUGAAACACUUCAGCAGCAUAAAUUGUUAAAGGUGAUCAGAAAGAAACUUGUUCGCAAAACUCUUGAUAUGAUCAAGAAAAUUGCAGAAGAAAAAUACAAUGACACAUUCUGGAAAGAGUUUGGUACUAACGUGAAGCUUGGAGUUAUUGAGGAUCACUCCAAUCGUACACGACUGGCUAAACUUCUUCGCUUCCAGUCUUCUCAUCAUGAAAGUAACCUCACAAGCCUUGACCAGUAUGUGGAAAGAAUGAAAGAGAAGCAAGACAAAAUUUACUUCAUGGCAGGUGCCAGCAGAAAGGAGGCUGAGUCUUCACCAUUCGUUGAACGCCUUCUGAAAAAGGGCUAUGAAGUGAUUUAUCUUACUGAACCUGUAGACGAAUACUGUAUUCAGGCUUUGCCAGAGUUUGAUGGCAAGAGGUUUCAGAAUGUGGCAAAAGAAGGAGUUAAGUUUGAAGAAAGUGAGAAGUCUAAGGAGAGUCGGGAAGCCUUGGAAAAGGAGUUUGAACCACUCUUAAACUGGAUGAAGGACAAAGCUCUAAAAGACAAGAUUGAAAAAGCUGUGCUAUCUCAACGUUUAACCCAGUCUCCCUGUGCUCUUGUGGCUAGUCAGUAUGGAUGGUCUGGUAACAUGGAAAGGAUCAUGAAGGCUCAAGCUUACCAAACUGGGAAGGAUAUCUCUACAAAUUAUUAUGCUAGCCAAAAGAAGACAUUUGAAAUUAAUCCCAGGCAUCCGCUGAUCAAGGACAUGCUUAGGCGAGUCAAGGUAAAGAAGUAACAGUAGUGAAAUACUGACUACUUGGCUGCAUACAACCUGACUAACAGUUCUGUUUGUUUUGUUUUAAAUACUCUCCUACAUUAGGAAAAUGAAGAUGACAAAACAGUUUCGGAUCUUGCAGUGGUAUUGUUUGAAACUGCAACUUUGAGAUCAGGAUAUAUGCUACCAGACACCAAGGAAUAUGGAGACAGGAUAGAAAGAAUGCUUCGUUUGAGUUUAAACAUUGACCUGGAUGCAAAGGUGGAGGAGGAACCUGAAGAGCCUGAGGAUGCAGCUGAGGAGGCAGAGCAAGAUGAAGAGGAGGUCGAUGCUGAUGCUGAAGACAGUGAAUCACAGAAGGAAUCCACAGAUGUGAAAGAUGAACUGUAAGCUCCACUCAACUACUGUUCUGCAAUGGGGGUUUAAGAGGGAAUAUGAAUUAGAUUGGUUUGGUUUUUUCCACUGUAAAAUGUUGAGGGAUGGUAUAUGGGGUUUAAGGGUGAAGGAGGAAUUUUUUUUUUUAAGUUCACUUUUCUAAAAACAUUCCUCAUGAAUGUAAAUUUGUAUUAUUUAACUGACUUGGUGUAAAAUCUUGUCAUGUACAAAAUAAAAUGUUCCCAAACAC